Xyrichtys novacula (pearly razorfish) is the source of this 25046-nucleotide messenger RNA. NCBI's taxonomy places the organism in Eukaryota, Metazoa, Chordata, Actinopteri, Labriformes, Labridae. The record is from the annotation of a GenBank genome assembly.
AUGCCCCACGACGACUUGCGAGUUGAGUGGAUCCGACAGUGUGUCACUGCAGGGUUUAAUUUACCGGAUGGUCCCAACUGCUUCGACGAACUUCUCAGCCGGGAUGAUGGAGAGGAGGAGGAUAAAAUUACCCAUUUUUUAAACGUCGUCUCCGAUGAAGAGUCGGUGUCAAUUCUUCAGUUUUUUGAAACUGUUAGAGAGGAAGAAAUUGAGGUUGAAAUUCCAGUAGGUAAGUUGACGAAGAAAAGUUCGUGUUCAUGAAUAAGCACUUCAUCUAAUAGUAAUGUUUGUGAACACAGAAAAUGAAGACACCGACUCCGAGGAUCCUGGCAAGAAGUCCUGGACCCAAAGUGGAGAGGAGUUAACCUUACAGUCAGAGGAGACCUGUGAACCAAGCCUGAGAAAUGUGAGAUUUAACUUUUAUUUCAAUCCUCCUAUCACUAUGGCUCUCUGUCCUUGAGAUCAGCAUGUGUAAUAAUAGAAAAAAAUUAAUUUAUCUAUUCAUAUGGUAUAAAAGUAAUAACUCAUGUCUUCUUGUGUUUCCAGAGGGUGGAGCUCCAAGUGGUUUAUCAUGUUGAGCUUCAUGUCACAGUAAAUGAGCAUCAAGAAAGAUUCUUAAAAUCCAGAGUCUUUUACUUUAUCAGGAAUACAAAUGGUAAGAUAAUUUCGUGGUAUCUUUGAAUAAAGCUGUUCUUAAAGGGAUAUUCCAGCGUAAAAUUAAUUUAGGGUCAAACACACCGUAACACCGAGUUUGACACCCCCUAGAGAGAUGAAUGUUGCCAACCGCUCGCUUCUCUAGUUAUACCAACUUGAGUAACGACCGCAGGAGAGCAAUACACAGAGCGCCACAUGCUCAACCAAAACGCCGCUCUAUAGCCACAAAUAAUGCUCAGAACCGCACCGAACUUCAUCAACAGGACAUAUAGGGUCCCAUCCAUAGUACUAGCCACCAAACAUCUUUUUAACUUUGCCUAAUUUCUUCAGCAAAGAAACUAAACACAACUCACCUACUCUCUUCCAGCAGCCGCUUGUUUGUAGCGGGACGUCAGACAAGUUGAUCACCAAGCGCAGCGGGGUAACACAGCUCAAGGGAGAAUAUUUAUGAUCAUUUCUUUAUGGAAGUGCAAUCAGAUCGAGACGCUAAAGCGGAAGAACUACCGUGUCUGCAGUGCAAAAUGAUGAAUAUGAUGAUUAUUAGUUCAAGAAAAUGAUCAUAAAUGUUCUUCCUUGAGCUGUGUCACCCCACUGUUGUCCGCAAUGGACUGGCCUGAGGUCUCGCUACAAACAAGCCACUGCUGGAAGAGAGUAGGUGAGUUGUGUUUAGUCUCUUUGCUAAAGAAAUUAGCCAAAGUUAAAAAAUGUUUGGUUGCACGCGCUUUGGCUGGGACCCUAUAUGUCCUGUUGAUGAAGUUAGGUGCUGUUCUGAGCAUUAUUUGUGGCUAUAGAGUGGCGUUUUGGUUGAGGUUUGUUUAUGGCUCCUCAGACCGCUGUGUAUUGCUAUGGUGCGGUCGUUACUAAAGUUGGUAUAACUAGAGAAGCAAGCGGUCAGCAACAUUCAUCUCUGGAGGGGGUGUCUAACUCGGUGUUACGGUGUGUUUGACCCUAAAUGAGUUUUACGUCGGAAUAUCCCUUUAACUAGUAUCGCACAAAAGACAGUAAAACAAAGAGAUCAUUGUUUGCAUUUUCAACAGAGACUAUUGUUGAUCCCCUGGACAUGGAUGAGGCGAGUUCUCUGAUGCCAAAAUUUUUUGAGUUUGGCAUGAACUGUGGCCAUCCUCUUCGUGUGCUACAGCAAAAACUUAUCCCUGUGAGUCCAUGCACAUUGGAAAAGCACUAAUAAAACUUAGUAUAAUGUCUGCAGAAAAACCUAAGCCAGCAACCAUGCACAGCAAUAAUUUCUUCUCACAAACUGGGCAUCUUACUGUUUUUUUUUUCAGGUGUUUGCAUCGUUGUCAACCACCCACCAGAUGAAUAUCAAGGGUGAAGGCUGUCAAAUCAGCCCAGAUUUUCAUCACGAGGAGACGAGUCUAGAAGCUGAAAAGAGUACAGUGAAAUUAAGUCGACCUUUCACGGAUCGUGAUGAGUUGCUCAACGAGUUGCACAAGUAUUCCGGUCUGAUUAAUGAAACUCUCACAAAGCUUCAGAUUCAAGGUUUGUCAUUGAAGACGUAAAAAAUGCUCUCAGUUUUUUCACUUGAGAGAAGAUGUUAGCAGCAGUGUAAUCAGCAGCUGCUUGGAAUCCCACAUUUUUCUCUUCAGUAUCUAAAGAAUUAAAACUUUUAACUUGAUAGGAUUUUACUCUGUUUUGUUUUAAAAUGAAAAAAAUAAUUGCAAGAGCCUCAUUGGAGAAGAAAAGGCACCGAAGACACAAUGCAUGCCCUCUAAAAUUAACGUAGUCAAGCUAAUUUUUAGUCUCUUUGACACAGAGGACAUUGCACUGCAUAUCCCUGAGCUGGACCUGGAUCAGGAGGUGGAUGUGCUGCUUUCUGAUCCAGAGAUGGUUGAGAAGUUAGAGCAAUGUGUGAUGAACUGGCAGACACACAUUACGAUUGUUGUUGAGGAGCAGCUAAAUAAAAAACCACAGGUUGGUGAACCUUCUUGUAUGCAGAUGGAUUGAGGUGAAGCCCAGAGUUCUCAUGAAAUGUUCUUUCUAUGACACUAUAAAACAAACACAUUGAUAACCAGAGACCAAUUUAAACCACUAGCAUCUGUUUUCCCUUCAGGCACCUGGACCUAUGGCUGAGAUCUAUUUUUGGCAGGAGCGAGCGGUCGUUCUAAGCGCCCUGAGUGCGCAGCUCAAAAGACCCGUGGUGAAGAAGAUCCUCAGGGUGAUGACCGAAGCGGAGGCAGGUGUUGUUCAGACACUGGAUGGAACAACCUUUGAGCUCCAUAAAUACAAGGAGGAGGCAGAGAGUAAUUUCCGCUACGUUAGCAUUCUUGAAAGACAUUUCAUGGUAAACUUUUUAAAAAUACACAUUUGCUAAGAUUUCUUUGAGUUAUUUUUCUUUCCAAUGCAAUACCCAAUCAUGAAGAGCUAGUUGUAACCAAAACACCUGGAAAAAAUACUUCAAAUCAAAAUCCUGACUACAAUACUGGUCUAUCAAUUCAACUAUAAGAAAGUAACUGCUGUCUGUUUCAGAAUCUGGCUAGUGGAGCGAGUUUUAGUAUGAUCCUGGAGACCAUCCCAGACUUGAUGGAAAGCCUACAGAUAGUGUGGAUGAUGUCUAUUCACUACACCAAAAAUGAGCGUAUGGUCCCUCUGAUGGAGCGGAUUGCCUGGCAGCUUUGUGAUCGUGUGGAUCGAGCAAUCAGUUUUCAAACACUCUUAAAGUAUGUGUGAUUAUAUGAACAUUUUUACAUGUAAGGCUCAGGUUUUAGAUAAUUUACACUUAAUUGACCCGUGUUAAUUUAGCAGUUUGUCUAUGACGUAAUGAUUUGGACUGCCUACAACAGAGAUGACAGGGAGGAGGCCAAGUCCAAGGUGCAAGAUGCAAAGCGAGUUUUAGACCAGUGGAGGCAAUCCUACUUCGAGGUGCGUGCUGAAAUCGAAGAAACCAACAGUUAUCCACGCUGGGAAUUCGAUCGCAAGAGACUGUUUGAGAAGACAGAUUACAUGAGCUCUGUCUGCCAGGACCUGUACAAUGUUUUAAUGGUCAGUGGUUGAUUCACAAAGACUCUCCUUACUCAAGCACCUCACAUUUAAGCAAAAGCAGGACUUUGGAAACAGUUCUUCUGGAUUUGUGUUGUGCAGGUUUUGGAGGAGUUCUCUAACAUCUUAGGGCCUGAGCUCAAAGCUGUGACCGGAGACCCGAAGAGCAUUGAGGAAUUGGUGCGCAAAGUGGACGGUUUGGCUCAGUUCUCGGAGAGUCUUAGUUUCAAUCCCUUCGACAUCUGUAAGAUGAGCAGCUGGAAAAUAACCAUGCAGGAAUUCGACAGUAUGGUUCAGGUGAGUUAGGGACCUCUAGGAUUCAUGAGUUGUGUUUGAGACCCAGACAAACAGGAAUAGGGACAUGAGUGUAAGUGUGUUCAAAUACGAUUUUCUGUUCACCUCUUUCAGGCUGUAGAGGAAGACGCUAUCAAGCUCGUUGAUCAGUCCUUCAGAACACUGCACUCUUCAGCCGCUGGCCUUGAAAUGCUCCUGAAAUUCAAACAAAUCUGCUCCAGAGAGGCCAUCAAUAACCAUCUGAUCAAAACUUUGAACCACAUGUUUCCUAAGUUCUGCAAAGAGGUACUGUACCUUCAACCAAAUGAAUUGAGCAUGACUUGCCACGAGAACGGUUAAAGACUGAUGAUGUCUCUUCGUUUUAGUUGGAGUGUAUAGAUGGCAUCUUUGAGGCACAGAAGGACAAGCCACCGCUGAAUAAACACGAGCCCCCUGUGGCGGGAGCCAUCAGAUGGGUCAGAUUUCUCCUCCACCGCCUCAAAAAAACCAUCCUUCCCUUUCUACAAAUGCCAGAGAUGGCUGAGAGCGAUCAGGCCAAAGUGGUGAGUAAUAUCACUGCUCCAGAGUGUUAAAAGAGUACGUAUACAAGACUAUUCUGAUGUCAAAACAUUAUUUGAAGCCUUUAUGGGACUUUUGCUGCAUUCUGCUCAGAUCAAAAAGAACUAUCUGGAAGUGGCAGUCAAGAUGAAGGAGUAUGAGAGGAAGAAACACGAGGACUGGCUGGAUCAGACAAACGCUAACUCGCAGUUGCUGGUGACAAUGAAAAUAUUGACUGUUAGUAGCAAUGAAAACCAAACCCAGGGAAAACAAGUAAGUAGUAUGAAAAAGAGUCUUUUUUUGACAAAUAACUUUUUACAAAUAACAUUCUGUGCAAAACCGUUUCAAAAGGCACUCUCACGUAUAUGUAUAUAUGUUUUUUUCUUAACUUAAGGAUGUCCCGUCGAUUGGAAGUUGCCAAGCGGGUGUGCGAUUCAUUGUGAACUUUCCUCCAGAGAUUAGGGAAAUGAUAUCCGAGGUACACUAUCUUGAGCCACUGGGUUUAUCCGUGCCUGAAAUCGCUAAGGUCAUUGCUUCCCAGGAGCACAACUUCACCAGGUAAUGAUACUUACCCGCAGUUUCACUCAAAGCGUAUCCUUAACUGCUCUACUGGCUAAUAGAACCUAUUGGUCCUACCUGUUCUUCAUCUACAGGAACGUUAAUGAUCUCAACAACCUGGUCAGCUGCUACCACUCUGUGAUGGACUGCCUGAGCGGAGCAAAGUCUGUAGUGUUGGCUGAACAGAUUAAAGCCGUCACAGAGGUGAUACAAUCCGGCUGCGAACGACUCCUCUGGGGUUCUUCUGGUAUGAUGUUAGAGAGGCCUCACGAUCUGAUGAAAUGUAUAUCGUCUCUGGUAUUUUAAGUCACACUAUGUUUUGUUUUAGGCAUCUCUGACUUUGUGGACCGAGGUCUUCAGGCCGUCUCUAAAUUGGAGUCACUUGUAAAACAGAUUCAGAAGAAUGAGCGGGAUAUUGAGUCCAAGUUGCAAUCCAUAGCGACGGCCAACUUACUGAAAUAUCCUGUCCCGGAAAAAUCCAAAGACUUACCAGGUAGAGCGAGUAAAGAGAUCUUUAUUGUGGAAUACAGUGAACGGAUCACAGUCACUCAAACUUACUUGCAUGAGUUUUCAGGUGUCAAGGAGUUCUUUGGGCAUAUUGAGCAAGAACGAGCAGCAACUGUGAAGGCGCUGAGCACGAAGUACGCCGCCAUCGGAGCCCUCAUCAUCGAGAUCGAGCACUUGGUCUUGGAAACCAGCAGCGGCAAAGCCAAAAGUAUGGCAGAUUACUACAAGCACUGGGAGCGGAGGGUGAUGGACUCCCUUGUAAAGAUGUUGCUGAGGUAACUCUACAUGGUCAGAGUUUUGAGGUUAUCUUUUUUCAGGGUUCCUGCACAGUUGAAAAUUCCAUACUCUUCCAUACCCUACUUUUUAGAAUAAUUUUUCAAAAUACCUACUUUUCUAUUUUAGAAAACAGUAUUUUUGAACUGUGGUAGUAGUCUGGAAACAUAAAUAUUUUUCCAUACUUUAUUUUUCAUUUUUCAUACUUUUUAAGACCUGGAAAAUGAUCAAACUACUUCCAUACUUUUCCAAACUUGCGUUGGAACCCUGCAGUAAUUGCUUCUCGUUGUAACUUUGCUUUUGUCGCUGUCACAUUUAGGAACAUUGAGGCGUUCAACACGGCGCUCCUGGGGAACACUCCUCUUUUCCAAGUUGAUGCUAUUGUGUCUGCCCCUACAAUCGUGCUUCAGCCUCAAAGCAACGAGAUCUACUGGCUACUUAUGCAGUGUAUCAGAGACUGGGUGGAGAGCACAAAGGUGGGGUCAACAGGAUUCUCGAAUAUAUCAGUAAUAGAUCUGUGUUUCAGAGCUAAUAGUCGCCCAUAUAUUUAUGUUGCAGCAAUUUGUGCGUUGGAUGCGCGGCACCUGCAUCCAGUGCCCUCCACAACGAGGGGGGAGUGAAGAUGAGACAGUAAUAUUCAGCUUCUUUACUGACAUAUGGAAACACCCUCAGAUUAAUGAGAGCGCCAUGAAAGUGUCCCAGAACAUCCAGCGGCUGCUCUUCUCCACGGAUCGCUACCUGAACCACUGGAAACAUUACCUGCCCCUGUGGAAAAAGAACAAAGCCAUCGUCAAUGAGAAGUUUGCGUCAAAACACCCACCCUGCGUCGUGUAUGAUGACAAGCUGCAGUUCUUGUCUAGUAUCAAUCAGGAGGUGUCGCUGGAGCCCUUAUUCAGGUGUGAGCACAUCAUGCAUGUCAACCUAGAACCUCUGAUACUUGCGGUGCGUGAGAACGCCGAUUCCUGGAUCAGCUCACUCUGUAGCUUCCUCCACAAGCCGACCAAAGAAGAUCUCUUCAAUCUAAAGGAUGAAUUUAUGGUACUGAGUUAAUCUUUGCCGAUUGUGUCGUAUGUGUUUAUGUGUAACUUCUUUAAGGUGAUUGAUCAUUACGCUUUUUUUGGACAACAGCAACUCUCUACAAAGCUCAAACAGAGCCCGGACUCUUUCGAAGGUCUGAAGUCUGUCCUUAGCACCAUCUCAGACAUCAGGGACAUGUCUCUGGAUGUGGAGAUGAGACUGAUUGAUCUCAAGGAGAGAUACAGAACACUGGCCAUGUACAAACUUCAGGUACUGUAUGUGAAAUAUUCCCAACUUUAAUGGUAAGAAAGAACAAGUUUAUCAUGUUUCUUCAACACUUUUUAUGACCUUACUCCUGGUCAAGGUUGGAGAGGAUGAACUGGAACUGGUUGCCAAUAUUGACCAGAUUUGGAGUGAUCUGUGUGCAGAAUCCAGACAAGUGGACCGAGGUCUGGCACCUGUCAAGAAAUUAUUUACCGAAGUAAGACAUCAGACCAUCAAAACAAAAAAUAAAAAGCAUAUUCUGUUUUCUUUUUUUAAUCAGUUUUCGUCGCUCAUUUCCCUUUUUUUUCCUUCCAUGAAAACUUCAAGACAACAAAGGAGAACACGGAAGAGUUUAAGCAGGAGUUGCUCAUUUUUGCUGAAAGCUUCAACAUGCAUGGUCCCGGUGCUGUGGGAGAUAACUUGGACAAAGGUACCAGAGCGCUCUGACUCAAACGGAGACAGACGUAGUGUUGGUGCUUUCAGUAGAGAGGGAAAAAAAACAAAGAAUUUUUUUGUUUGCAGGAUUUUCCAUUUUAAGGAAAUACGAGGCGGACCUUGCCAAGGUGGUGGCGGAUCGACAGGAGCUAGCAAAUGCAGAAAAGCUGUUGGAAAUUCCGAUCACCAUGUACCCUGAGAUUAUGAGCAUGCAGAAGGACUUAGCAGGAUUGAGACAGAUAUAUGACGUCUUCAAAGCUCAGGAGGUCAGAUGUGGUGGCUGACAGAUUUAAAUAAAAGUUGCAUAUUUGGGCUAAAGAUGUGUAUCAUCCGUUUUGGUUUUAACUUGUAUUUAUGUUCUCCCUGGUACCUUUCAGGAUGCAAAAGCAGAGUGGUCUCAGACCUUAUGGGUUGACUUAGACAUCCAGCUCCUACAAGAGGGUGUUGAGGGUUUCACCAAGAGAUUGAGGCGGCUGCCCAAAGAUGUGCGAGGUCUACCUGUGGCCUUCUUCCUCGAGGGGCGUUUAAAAGAGUUCAAGGAGUCCCUGCCUCUUCUGCUGGACCUGAAAAACGAGGCCCUCAGAGAGAGGUCAGUCUGUCCCCAGAACCCAAGUGUGAUAAAUCUGAGAUACAGAAGUGAACAAUUAAUAACAGAAGAUGUGAAAUACAUCGUAAAUGUGUCAAGAUGAAGUGAAAUUAAACCCUUGGGUGUGUGUGUGUGUGUGUGUGGACUGUCUUUUGCUACAGACACUGGAAAGACCUAAUGGAAAGAACCGGAACCAGCUUUGAGAUGAACCCUGCCAGCUUCACCCUGGAUAACAUGUUUGCCAUGGAGUUGCACAAACAUGCAAAUGUCAUUGGUGACAUUGUUACUGCUGCUGUAAAAGAGCUCGGCAUUGAGAAGGUAAGAUUCAGUCUUGGUGAUUUAAACUUAAAUUAAAGAUGAGACGUAACAACAACAUCAUGUACGAUUACUAAACUCUGUCUCUGUAUGUUUGUAUCUGGGCUUCCAGGGUAUGAACGAGGUGGUGGAGACCUGGGAAAACAUGAAGUUCAGCAUUCAGCCUUAUGUCAAAGGCACUGAGAAGCGGGGCAGGAUUCUGGGUGCUGUGGAUGAGAUCCUUCUGAAUGUGGACAACGAUGCCAUGAACCUACAGAGCAUGGCAGGCAGCCGCUUUGUUGGGCCUUUCCUUGGUCCCAUUCAGCAAUGGGAAAAAGACCUGUCCCUUAUCAGUGAGACGAUAGAGGUCAGCCAGAUCUAUGAAAGAGGAUUAGGGCCACAAGAAGAGAAAAAAAAUUAUUACUGGAGGGAGAUUUUUUCAAUUUACAUUUCGGGAUGAAAGACGAAAUUGAAAAAAGUCUAAGUGAAAUGCUGUUUGGCUUAAGUUUGUCAUCGCCAUCCAUGGGCCAGAGCGCAUUGGGUCCUCAGCUUUGGUACUGCCUGUGCCUCAGACUCCGGGAUUGUCUUUGCUACACGCCUUCAGGAUCAAUCAACUUGAUUAGUUGUCUUAUUGUCUUGCGAUACAACAAUAGCCUUACUGUAAUAGCAUGUAGGUGUAACCAUCGAUAACCAAUAACCUAAUCUUUAUUUGUGUAGACUAUUUGUGUUACCUUUAAUCUCAUAAUUUCAAUUUUAAUCUCGAACUUUUAAAUUAAUUCUCUAAUUUGAAUUUUUAACCUCAAGAUUUCAACUUUACUGACACAAUUGUGGUUUUUUUUUAAGAUGAAAUUUUGACUGUAACCUCAAAAUGUUGACUUUAAUCUCCUUCCUGAAAUCCUUUUGUUUCUCUUCAUGUGGCCCUCAUCUUCUUUCGUACAGAUCCCUCAAAUCUUGCUGCAGCUGCUUAUUUAAACCUCACUGAAAACCGACUCUUACACAGGUUUGGCUGCUGGUGCAACGAAAAUGGAUGUACCUGGAGAGCAUAUUCAUCGGUGGAGACAUUCGCUCACAGUUACCCGAGGAGGCCAAGAAAUUUGAUAAAAUUGAUCAAAGAUUUAGAGAUGUAAGUUUCACAGUAACAGUGCGGAUGAAAACAAAUGACCCUGUCACAUGGCAUCUUAAGAUAACUGUGCUUACUUCAUUUUUCAUGCAGAUUAUGAGUGAGACAGUGAGGGUUCCGAACAUUAGGAAAAGCUGCCUGGUCCCUAACCGGCUAACAGACCUGCAGGCCCUGAGUGACGGUCUGGAGAGGUGCCAGAAGAGUCUGAAUGACUACCUGGACUCAAAGCGAAAUGCAUUUCCUCGCUUCUUUUUUAUCUCUGAUGAUGAGCUGCUCAGCAUUCUGGGAAGCAGUGACCCUGCCUGUGUCCAGGAGCACAUGAUUAAGGUAUUCGAGAUGCAGAAGAUCACUUCUUCUUUGUGUCUCUGAAGAAUUUUUCUUCACAGAUCUGUUUUCUUUGCUCUUAAAGAUGUACGACAACAUAGCAUCCCUGAGGUUUGAUGCGGACAGCGGUGGGGAAACAGUAGCUGGAGCCAUGGUGUCUGCUGAAGGUGAAGUGAUGGAGCUUAAGAAGCCCAUUCCAGUCGAGGGCCGGGUGGAGGAGUGGAUGACGGGAGUCCUGCAUGAAAUGAGGAGAACCAACAGACUCAUCACUAAGGAGGCGAUCUUUCGUUAUUGUGAAGACAGGAGCAGGUGCAUGUAGAUCCAACAUGAGUCAGUGAAUUUUGUCUUUUAAUUCUCUUUGUGUAAAUGAUCCGUUUACCUUUUCCCAUCUUUCUCAGGGUGGACUGGAUGUUGCUUUACCAGGGCAUGGUCGUGCUGGCUGCAAAUCAGGUGUGGUGGACCUGGGAGGUGGAGGAUGUUUUUAAAAAUGUGAAGAAAGGAGACAAGCACGCCUUGAAGAACUACGCCAAAAAAAUGCACCAACAAAUCGACGAGCUGGUAACACGAAUAACUCAACCUUUGAAGAAAAACGACCGAAAGAAAAUCAACACCGUGCUGAUUAUUGAUGUUCAUGCAAGAGAUAUAGUGGACAGCUUUGUACUGAACAGGUAAAUUCUGUUUUGAACUGAUCCUGACUCAGUAGAACUCAUGUAGUUGAAUGAAUAAUUGAAAUUGUGUUCCUUCUCCAGUAUAAUGGAUGCACGAGAGUUUGAGUGGGAGAGCCAGCUCAAGUUCUACUGGACUCGGAAACAUGACGACCUCUUUGUGCAUCAGUGCAGCGCCACCUUCUCUUACGGCUACGAAUACAUGGGGCUGAAUGGCCGACUGGUGAUAACUCCCCUGACAGAUCGAAUCUACCUCACCCUCACACAGGUCAUUCUUAUCAACUGAACUCUCAGUUCGUAAACAUUUAGGCGUGGUGACAUUAUGGUUACAUGUGGAUGUAUGUUUGUUAUGAAGGCCCUCUCUAUGUACCUGGGUGGAGCUCCUGCUGGACCAGCUGGUACAGGAAAGACAGAGUCCACUAAAGAUCUGGCUAAAGCUUUAGGUCUUCUGUGUGUGGUAACAAACUGCGGUGAAGGGAUGGACUAUAUGGUAAGAAAACCGCACUCAAAAUGGUUUCUGGUUUCUCAACAUAGACUCCACCUUUUCACAUUUUAAAGGUUUUUGAAGUCUUCAUUUACAAAACAGACGGUCUUGGUUAUUUGUGUCAUUUGCCUCCUCUGUGUUUGCAGGCUGUGGGUAAGAUCUUCUCUGGACUCGCCCAGUGUGGAGCUUGGGGCUGUUUUGAUGAGUUCAACCGUAUCGACGCCUCUGUCCUGUCAGUGAUCUCUUCUCAAAUCCAGACAAUCCGCAAUGCUCUGAUCCUGCACCUUAAAAGGUUUCAUGUAAGUCUGUUGUAGCUAUAAAGAACUUUUAAAACAUAAACUGAAAACUACGGAAGCCCUAAGCGGACAUGGUUUGUUUAUUUUUUACCCCCCGUUUUCUUGAGAUCACAAGAUAGUUUUGUCGUGAUCUCAAGACAACAAGGCUUCCUGGACAUGGUUUGUUUAUUUUUUUACGAAUUAUUUUGCGAUGGACUAGAAACAUUUGGCUGAUCACUGUACGUGUCCGUGGUGUCUCCCCUUUGCGACAGCACAAAAUGCACGGGGUAAGAUGCACACCCUCUGAACUUUACAGGACGAGAUCACCCCAAAAUUAUUCCUGGUCAUCACUAUUAGGCUGUUGCUCUGGUGCUUCUUGAUGCGUAAAAACUAUCUUGUGAACUCGAGAAAACAGGGGUAAAAUAAAUAAAUAAAUAAACCAUGUCUGCUUAGGGCUUCCGUAGAAAACUUCAUAGAAACUGAAGAUUAUUUUAAAAGGAUUUCUUUUCAUUUCACUGUGUUUGCUUGCUCGAUUGUCAAACUUGAGCAGUGUUGACCUUUUUUCUCCUUUUAUCAUCUUCUCCAAUUUCACUCUCUGCGAUCACUGCUCUGUUACCGUUAGUUUGAAGGGCAAGGGAUCAGCCUAGAUGACCGCAUGGGAAUUUUCAUCACCAUGAACCCAGGUUACGCGGGACGCACGGAGUUGCCAGAAUCGGUCAAAGCUCUCUUUAGGCCGGUUGUGGUUAUCGUGCCUGACCUGCAGCAGAUCUGUGAGAUCAUGCUCUUCUCUGAGGGCUUCCUGAUGGCCAAGGUGAUGGACACAAACCGAACACUAAUGACUUUGUUAAUAUUAAGGAGUGGAGUACCAUUAAAUGAAAUAAUUGAUAUAAUUUAACUUAUGGAGGCUUUUAUCACUGUUGUUUACUUUAGGUCCUGGCAAAGAAGAUGACAGUUCUGUAUAAGCUGGCCCGUGAGCAGCUGUCCAAACAGUCUCAUUAUGACUUUGGUCUGAGAGCUCUGAAGUCUGUCCUCGUGAUGGCAGGAGAGCUGAAGAGAGGCUCCCCAAACCUCAGUGAGGUAAACAUGCUUCUUUGUCAUAUAAUAAAUCAGAACUUUUUCUCUUCUCCUCACCUUUUUUCUUCUAAUAUAUUUUUAUCAUUUCUUCUUCUUUCACUUUGUCAUCUUUCAUCUUCACAGGAUGUGGUGUUGAUGCGCGCUCUGAGAGACAUGAACCUGCCAAAGUUUGUGUUCGAGGAUGUGCCUCUGUUCCUCGGGCUGAUCUCAGAUUUGUUCCCCGGGCUGGACUGCGCCCGUGUUCGCUAUCCGAACUUCAACGAUGCUGUGGAGCAGAUUCUACAAGACAACAAAUAUGUUUUACUUCCCAACCAGGUCUGAGAUUUUAUUAUGAUUCUCUUAGAUACUCGUUUUUCCUGCACAGAUACAGAUAAAGGUAUUCGGGCUUUGUGUGGUUUCAGGUCGACAAAGUGGUGCAGAUGUAUGAAACCAUGAUGACCAGACACACCACGAUGGUUGUUGGCCCAACAGGUGGAGGGAAAUCGGUUGUGAUCAGUACAUUAUGUCAAGCUCAGACAAAGUACAUACCAACAGAGUACAUACCUUGAUUUUUUACCACCCUCCUGUUUUUUUCUGUAGACUGUAAAAAGUGUAUUUAUCUCAUUAUCAGAUUGGGAUUGCAUACCAAGUUGUAUCCUCUGAACCCUAAAGCCAUGAGUGUCAUUGAGCUUUAUGGCAUUCUGGACCCGGACACUCGAGACUGGACUGACGGGAUUUUAUCAAACAUCUUCCGCGAUAUCAACAAGCCUACUGACAAAAAGGAGCGGAGGUGAGAAGAGUAGAGGAAACAUUGAUUAAUAACUUAAUUUGCAGAUUUACAACCAUUUACAUAGAGAGGGGAAUUACAAUAAGAAAAAAAACCUGCACUCUGUUUCACAGGUACAUCCUGUUUGAUGGGGAUGUGGAUGCCCUGUGGGUGGAGAACAUGAACUCGGUAAUGGAUGACAAUAAGCUCCUCACACUUGCCAAUGGAGAGAGGAUUCGAUUACAGAGUCACUGUGCUCUUCUGUUUGAGGUUUGCUGAACUUCAGUUGAAGUCUGUAUUUCCUCACACAUUUCAAUAAAGCAACUUUCAGAGCUUGAUGGAAUAAUUUCAGGUUGGAGAUCUUCAGUACGCCUCUCCUGCCACUGUUUCCCGCUGCGGGAUGGUUUUUGUGGACCCAAAAAACCUACGAUACACCCCAUAUUGGCAGAGAUGGGUGAACAACAAACCUGUUGGGGUAAGAAAAGAGAAUUAUGCACAUUUUUAUAUAGUCUGAUAAGAUCUCAACACUGUCUUUGUCUUCACCAGGAACAAGAAGUGCUCAACAACCUGUUUGAGAAAUAUGUGCACAGCUCUAUUGACAUGAUCGUGGACGGUAUUGUUGAUGGCAAACAGGGCAAGAAACUAAAGACUGUUGUACCUCAGACGGAUCUGAACAUGGUAGGUCCACCUCACCCUUCCCAGAUGAAGUGGGAAUGGUUAUGUGCUUAAAUGUUAUUUUGGUGCCGUAUACAGAGCACUCAGAUGAAAUGUGUGUGUGUGUUGGCUGUGUGUUCAGGUGACUCAGCUGUGCUUGACUCUGGAUGCACUGCUCGAGAGUGAGGCCAGCAGUGCUGACGUCCUGGAGUGUUACUUCCUGGAGGCUCUGUACUGCUCACUGGGGGCCACAUUGUUGGAGCCCAGCAGGCUCAAGUUCGAUGAGUUCAUCAAAAAGCUCUCCCGUUUGACUACAGUGCAUGAUGAGACAAGCCUGGCAGGACCCGGAGAGAUACCAGGUACAACACAAGAAUUUGGUCUGAAGAAUGAGUAAAUAAGGAAAAUAUUUUGUUAUUUUAAAAACAAAAUAUCUUCAUCCAUCCAGGAUACCUGCCAACUCUGUAUGAGUUUCAUUUUGAUGGUGAACAGGAAAAGUGGGUACCCUGGAGUUCACUGGUCCCCAAAUUUACCCACAACCCUGACAUGAAGUUUGCUGAUAUUCUAGGUAAAGGUCAUUUCUGUGUCCCACAUACGUACGACCACGACACAUAUAAUUUGAAGUUUUUCACGACUUCUUUCACUUUGGUUCUCUUCACGUCAACCUUUGCUUUAGUGCCGACUAUCGACACCACACGAACCAGCUGGAUCCUGGAACAGAUGGUGAAAAUUAAGAGGCCGGUGCUUCUGGUUGGAGAGUCUGGCACUUCUAAGACGGCCACCAUCCAUAACUUCCUGAAGAACCUCAAUGCAGAUACAAGAGUAGGUUUGUUUUUAACCGUCAUCGCAUGAACAUUUUUGAUACGCCAGUUGAGUCUAACUUUUCUUUUCUUCUUCCCAGAUUACACUGAUGAUCAACUUCUCAUCGAGGACAACUUCCAUGGAUCUGCAGCGAAACCUGGAGGCCAAUGUGGAGAAAAGGACCAAAGAGGUCUACGGGCCCACCAUUGGAAAGAGACUGCUGGUCUUCAUGGAUGACAUGAAUAUGCCAAAGGUAGAUAAUCUAAGCUCUAAAUCCAGUCCACUAUCUGUGAUACUUGUGUGUUUGACAUCACUGGCUCAUGCCUUGUGCGUUUCCAGGUGGAUAGUUACGGCACACAGCAGCCGAUCGCUCUCCUGAAGCUGUUGUUGGACCGAGGAGGCAUAUAUGACAGAGGGAAGGAGCUCAACUAUAAAAUCCUGAAGGACCUUGGCUUUAUCGCUGCCAUGGGAAAGGCAGGAGGUGGGAGAAAUGAGGUGGAUCCACGGUUUGUCUCCCUCUUCAGUGUCUUCAGCAUCCCUUUCCCCUCAGUGGAGUCCCUCCAUCUCAUCUACGCCUCCAUUCUCAAAGGUCACACCAGAGUGAGUACCUCAUUACAACAUAAAUCAAUAAGUGCUAGAACCAGUGUGUUUUAUUGGACUCAUUAAAUAUUUCAGACAUUUGAGGAUGCUAUACAGAACGUCUGUGAUACAGUCACCUCCUGCACACUGGAGCUGUACAGCAACAUCAUCAAAGAUCUGCCACCCACUCCAUCCAAGUUCCACUAUAUCUUUAACUUACGGGACCUAUCGAGAGUGUACAACGGGCUGACUCUGACCAAACCAGACAGGUUAGUGCUCACACUAACAGACAACGCAGUUAGAGGGUCAUCUUUCUUCAUGUCUUUGCUCUACUUUACUUCUUACAGGUUUUUGACCGUCACUCAGUUUGUGCGUGUCUGGAGGAACGAGUGUCUGAGAAUCUUUCACGACAGACUCAUCGAUAAAACUGACAAAGCCUUGGUAAUUUGACUGAGAAUAACAUAUUUUAUUGUAUUUAUCGAUAAUUAUUCUUCAAACUGUGAAACAGCUGUGUGUUCCUCUUUGGAAAUGUCCCUGAUAUGACCUUCAGGUCCAAGGACACUUGAAGAACCUGAUUGAGGAGCAUUUCAAGUCAGAUCUGGAGGCAGUCAUGAGAGACCCAAUUCUGUUUGGAGACUACAGGACAGCUCUCAGUGAGACUGAACCGAGGGUCUAUGAGGACAUGCAGGACUACGAUGCUUCAAAAGCCCUUUUUCAGGUUCAAUCUAAUUAUUGGAUAAGUUAUUAACCGUUAUGAGGAGCCUUUGUGUAUUUUUUUAAGUAAUAUUUCAAUGAUUCAAGUUGUUGACCUCUGCCGUGAUAUUUCCACAAUCUCUGGCAUUAUUCACUGACAUACCUAAAAGAUAGAUUUGUUUACAACCUGCAGGAGAUUCUUGAGGAAUACAAUGAGACCAAGUCGAGGAUGAACCUCGUUCUAUUUGACGACGCUCUGGAACAUCUGACCCGAGUUCACCGCAUCAUCCGCAUCGAUCGUGGCCAUGCCCUGCUUGUCGGUGUCGGGGGCUCGGGCAAGCAGUCCCUCACGAAACUCGCCGCCUUUGCCGCUGGCUGUGAGGUUGUUGCAAAGAUUUUCUUAAGAUUUUAAAGAGGAAAGUCUUACGAUGCAGCGCAAAAUGAACACAAAUAGAAAUGUCAGGAAUUAGGAUGAGAUCUCCAGUAGUUUUUACUUUUAAAUCAGUAUGUUUAAAGUUUCGUAGAACCAUAAGAACGAAGAGAAAAUGACUUUUUGAUUUAGGCGAUGAUGGGAAUCAGUCUUUGAACUUCAGAGCAUCUACUUCAGAAGCUGAAACAGAAAAUUACUGUUUAAAAACAUCAUUUUGAUAAAUCUCCACCAUCUGCUAACAAAAUCUGCUUAUCUUAGGUAUUUGAGAUAACACUAAGCAGAGGAUAUAAUGAGUCUAACCUCCGGGAGGACCUGAAAACGCUCUACCUGAAGCUUGGAAUUGAAAACAAGAAAACAGUCUUCCUCUUCACUGACGCCCAUGUUGCAGAGGAAGGCUUCCUGGAGCUCAUUAACAACAUGCUCACCUCAGGUUAGACAUCACUUUGACCUCUUGGCAUUCAUUCAUUUAUCUUUAAUCAAAGCUACACCUGUGGUAUUCUGAUCAUGCUGUGAUUUUUCAGGCAUUGUUCCUGCGUUGUUUCCCGACGAUGAGAAAGAUUCGGUUCUCAACCAGCUGCGUGAUGAGGCUCUAAAGAUGGGAUCAGGUCCAUCUAAGGAGAGUGUAUGGCAGUACUUUGUCAACAAAAGCGCCAACAAUCUCCAUAUUGUUUUAGGCAUGUCUCCAGUAGGAGACACCCUAAGGACACGCUGCAGGAACUUCCCAGGUGACAGUUAGUGCUAAGCUUUACGUGAUUCUAGUAAAACUCCUAAUUCUCUCAGCUAAACUGUGUUUAUGUUUGUUUUUGCAGGAUUGAUGAAUAACACUGUGAUAGACUGGUUCCUGCCGUGGCCUCCGCAGGCAUUACUUGCAGUGGCUCAGUCUUUCCUUGGUGUGUAAUUUAAUGGAAUUGUAUCUUUAUAAAUAUCUUUCAGGGAGCUUCACUUUACUUGCAUCUUUAUCUGUCUGAUGUAAAGAACUACAGCAGGAUUCCUGUUAAAAGAGUUUUAAUUUUUUUUUUGUCCAGGGGAAAGUCCGAUGAUUCCUGAGGCUCACUCUGCAGCAGUGAUAGCUCAUGUGUGCAUGGUUCACAGCUCUGUGGGUGACUACAGCAAACUGUUCCUGCAGAAACUCAGACGUUGCAACUUUGUUACUCCAAAGAACUACUUGGACUUCAUUCAUACAUAUUUAACCCUCUUGGAAGAGAAGGACCAAUGUAUCCUGGGUGAGAAACUAACCAGCACCUGCUAUGGAGGGCGCUCAGCUGCUGUGUAUUCAUAUAUUUAUAAUGAUUUCAAAAUCUUACCUUUUUCCUGCACCAGCUCAGUGCAAACGUCUGGAGGGAGGUUUGGACAAACUGAAGGAGGCCAGUGAACAGCUGGCGACACUGAAUGUCAAACUAGCAGAUCAGAAGGUGGUCCUUGCUGAGAAGUCCACAGCCUGUGAGGCACUGCUGAAUGAGAUUACUACAAACACAGCAGUAGGUCAGUGCAUCCUUUAGCCGAGUUGUACCAGAAACAGUAUUUUGUGGGUUAUGUUGUCAAACACAGUUGUUGCAAAGCAUUUAUUAAUGAUGUGUUUUUGUAGCCGAGGAGAAAAAGACUCUGGCAGAAGACAAGGCCAAAGAGAUUGAAGAGCAGAACAAGGUGAUUGCAGUUGAGAAGACAGAGGCUGAAAGUUCCUUGGCUGAAGCUAUGCCGGCAUUAGAGGCAGCCAGCUUGGCCCUGCAAGACCUCGAAAAAUCAGAUGUCACAGAAAUCCGGUAAAAUCUCCUCCUCAGUCAGAAACUUAUUUUCACUUUGCAUAAAAAAAACUGCGAUCUGGUCAAGAUGAAAAGGUUUCUGUAAUUAGAUAUCCAUAUGAAAAUCCUGUAAAGAAAACUGAUGCUGAAAAUAGACCUUGUUUAGUAUUUCAGAAGGUUUAAUCGUUUGUACUGAUCCAUCAUUCAAAAGCAGGACUUUGUACCUUACCAAAAAAGGAAACUUUGCCAUUCACGAAUCUUUCCCUUUCUUUCUGUCUGCCUUUCCUGUUCAUAACUAUUAUGUAGAUCCUUUGCCAAACCACCCAAACAGGUGCAGGUGGUUUGUGAAUGCAUCCUGGUGAUACGUGGCCACAAGGAGGUCAGCUGGCAGGCAGCUAAGGGGAUGAUGUCAGAAGCUAACUUCUUGCGUUCACUGAUGGAAAUGGACCCUGAUUCUAUAAAUAACAACCAAGUCAGGACCGUCAAAGGUAAGUUGACUUCAUGAUCACAAGUGUACAACACAAUGCACUGUGUAUACCAGUUGCAUUUUCAUUUGAUAAGUAUGCCUUUGUCUGGUCAGGCUUCCUGAAAAAUCUCCAGACGAGCUUCGAAGAGAUGCAAGGCAUAAGUAGGGCCGGUGCAGGAAUGCUAAAGUUUGUUGAGGCAAUCGUGGGAUAUUGUGAUGUUGCCAGGGAGAUCAAACCCAAGAGAGAGAGGGUAAUGUAACGUGUAUAAGUGCUACUUCAUUACACUCUUGUGUAAGGAGGAAAGGAUGAGGAUAAUAUUUGAUUUUCUUCAGGUGGCACGCCUAGAGAAGAACUUCUUUCAGAGUAAGCGCGAGUUGGAGGGCAUUCAGCGUGAGCUCAGCGAUCUCCAGCAAGAGUUGGGCGCUCUUGGAGACAAGUACCAUGCUGCCAUCUUUGAGAAGGAGACUCUGCAAGAGGAGGCUGAGGUCAUGGAGCGGAGGCUGAUAGCAGCUGACAAACUUAUUUCAGGCCUGAGUUCUGAGAAUGAACGGUGAGACUGAAAAAGACACAACACUUGCAGCUAUGCAUCUAGUUAACCCCCUACAUUUUCUUCGCCUCCUUAUUUUCCCACCUUUCCCUUUUUUCUGCCCACCUAGGUGGACACAAGACUUGGAGGAGUUACGGCAGCGACGUGUGCGCCUCCUGGGUGACUGUCUGAUAUCUGCUGCUUUCCUGAGUUACGAAGGAGCCUUCAGCUGGGUUUUUAGGAAUGAAAUGGUUUACCAAGUGUGGGUUAAAGAUGUACAAGAGAGAGGCGUCCCUUUGAGUCAGCCUUUCAGAAUUGAAAACCUUCUAACCGAUGAGGUCGAAAUCAGCAGGUGAAGCUCAUUCUUUGUAGAAGGGAUUAUGCUUGUUUCAAAUAUCUUUAACACUGUGCAAGGCUAACUUUGUGUUGAAUAUACUUUAUAUGGCAGAUGGGGCUCAGAAGGCUUACCUCCUGAUGAACUGUCAGUGCAAAAUGGAAUCCUCACAACCAGAGGAAGCCGGUUUCCAAUGUGUAUCGACCCUCAACAACAGGCCCUCAACUGGAUCAAGAAGAAAGAAGAAAACAACAACCUCAAGGUAUAAAACUGUCGUGUAGAAACCAGUAAUAUUGCAUUUUCACUCUUGAGCUCUAAAAUGACUGCUGACAACAACAAGUGUGUGACAUUGUGUCCAUUGUCCCCAGAUUUCAUCUUUUAAUGACCCAGACUUCCUGAAGCACCUUGAGAUGGCCAUAAAAUAUGGCUUUCCAUUCCUUUUUCAAGAUGUGGAUGAGUAUAUCGACCCUGUCAUUGACAAUGUCCUGGAGAAGAACGUAAAAGGAGCAGAGGGCAGACAGGUCAUCAUGCUGGGGGACAAGGAGGUCAACUAUGAUCCCAACUUUAAAAUGUACCUCAAUACAAAGCUGGCUAACCCCAGAUACUCCCCAUCAGUGUUUGGAAAAGCCAUGGUCAUUAACUACACCGGUAUGAUCAACCACAGUUUGUUGUGUGCCACUGAAUCAGUAUAUGUUUGAUGUUCUGUCCAUCGUGUAUAUAAAUUUAUUGUCUCUGUAUUAUCUCUAGUGACCCUGAAAGGUCUGGAGGAUCAGCUGCUGAGUGUGAUCAUGGGUUUUGAGAAGAAGGAGCUGGAGGAGCAACGUGAUCACUUGAUCCAAGAGACGAGCAACAAUAAGAAGCUGCUGAAGAACCUCGGGGAUUCGCUGCUCAGAGAGCUGGCCAUGUCUACAGGGAACAUGCUGGAUAACACUGAGCUGGUUUACACUUUAGAGGAGACUAAGUCCAAAUCAAGCGAGGUCGGUUUGUCGACAGUGUGCAACUGUGAACAUUUAAAUUUUACUGAAGACGUUAAUUCAGUUUUUUCCCCCAGGUAUUUGAGAAACUAAAGUUGGCAGAGAAGACAUCUAUGGAUAUUGAUAAACUCAGAGAUGGUUACAGACCUGCAGCUGAGCGUGGUGCCAUCCUGUUCUUCGUACUGACUGAAAUGGCUCUGGUGAACAGCAUGUACCAGUACUCUCUUGCUUCCUACCUGGAAGUGUUCGACUUUUCUCUGCGCAAGUCUCUACCUGACUCAGUUUUGCCUCGUAGACUGGAAAACAUCAUGAACACUCUAACUUACAGUGUGUACAACUAUGGAUGCACAGGUAACAUCACAGUGACUGAAUUGUGCGAUUACUUACUUUGAUUAUUUUGGCAAGUUUACUGAUCUUACCACAUGUCCUCAGGUCUGUUUGAGAGACACAAGCUGCUCUUUUCCUUCAAUAUGACCAUCAAGAUAGAGCAAGCGAAGGGGAGAGCGCCUCAGGAGGAGUUGGAGUUUUUUAUCAAGGGUGAGACAUCCUGAAAAGUUAGACCAUGCUUGCUAUAUGAGACAGUAGCUGCGUUUACUUGGGCACAAAUAAUCGGAAUAAAUGCCCGAUCGAAUGAAACUGCGUUAUGUAAAGAUCAGAACAUUGGUCAAUCGGAAGAUUCUGAUCCAAUUCGGCUCAAUCGGAAAGCAAUUGUAUUCCGAUCGAGAGGGGUGGUUUAUGCCGAUCGGUAUUCCAAAACGCGUCCAUCGUGACUCUCUUACCUGACUCGAUCUUCACUCAUUAGCCUUUCGCUUAUAUAUUAAGGCCAGUACAGGAGGUUUCAUUAUUAACACUCUGGUAUAAAACACAACCGCAGGUGCCGUGUCUGCUCCUCCGGUAACAUAACAAGGCUUACAUACAGUGUAAUGAUGUCACAUCUGCACGCACAGAGCGACCUGUGACAGAACAGUAAAAUAAGUACGCAAGGGCGCCAUCUAGUGACAAUAUCUAGUAGAGGGAAAACUCCUGAAUCAGAUGGAGUGAGCCAAUACCGCAUUAGUCGGUUUGUUGACAGCACAUGUGUAAAUACCCCUCUCCUGCGGUUGGUAAAGCGAAAUCAGACAACAUAUAAACAGUGGAUUCAGGUUAUCCGAUUACUCAAAUUUUUAAUCGGAUCAAGAAAUUUUGCCCAUGUAAGCAUGCUAAUUACAAUGACAGCACAUGAACUCUGUUGCAGCCCAUGACCAAACCUUUUGUUUGAUAUGUCCUCCUCACGUGUAAAGGUAAUCUGUCACUGGAAAAGAGCACACGUAAAAAGCCUUGUGACUGGCUUCCAGACCAGGGCUGGGAGGACAUAGUGAAACUUGCAGAGCUCUUUCCUGAGCAGUUUGGCUCUCUGCCUGAUGAUGUGGAGAAAAAUUCCACCGACUGGAAGUCUGUAAGUGAGCCCAGUAACAGGAAUCACAAGAGGCAUUACACUUGAUCCAUUAAGAGUAAAACUAUUGUUCUCUUCUCCUUAGUGGUAUGACCUAGAUGGACCUGAACAGGUUCCAUUCCCCAUGAAAUACGGGGAGAGCCUGUCAGCCUUUCAGAAGCUGCUGCUGCUGCGCUGCUUUCGUGUUGAUCGAGUCUACAGAGCUGUGACCGACUAUGUCACCGUCACCAUGGGCGAGAAGUGAGACUUUUAAGUACCAAUAUGUAAACCAUGGUACAACUUCGGUCAAAGAUUACUGAGGAUACAAGCAACACAUAUAAAAGAACUAACGUUUGAAGUCUCUUCUAUUUUCGCUCAGAUAUGUACAGCCUCCUGUGAUCAGCUAUGAUGCUAUUUACGAGCAGAGCACACCCUACUCCCCCAUUGUCUUCAUCUUGAGCCCUGGAUCUGACCCAGGAAGUGACCUCAUGAAACUAUCAGAGAGGGCAGGCUUUGAAGGACACAAGUUCAAGUUCCUUGCUAUGGGCCAAGGCCAGGAAAAGGUAAUUAACACCUCCCUGCAAUAACAUAGAUAAGGAACCCUAAUGAUGGUCAGCUUAAAUCACACAAAGCAACAUUCAAAUAUUAUCUGUAAUAUUGUCGUCUGUGGUACAGGUGGCACUGCAGUUGCUGGAGAAGGCAGUUGCCUGUGGUCUGUGGUUGAUGCUACAGAACUGCCACCUUCUGGUCAAAUGGUUAAAGGAACUGGAGAAGGCGUUAGAGAGGAUCACCAAGCCCCACCCUAACUUCCGCUUAUGGAUCACAACCAACCCCAUCCAAGAUUUUCCCAUUGGCAUACUACAAAAGUCUCUAAAGGUAAAAAAAACAUUUCCCCUUCAGCUGUGUUUUGUUUUGACUUUUUGAUUUACCACUUUCCGAUAACGGGCACAAUAGAGAUGAGGAAAACAGGAUAUUGUUUCCUUUUUAAUACAGGAAAAUGAUUGAUGAAAAACUGCAGUAACAGCAGAGGAUCUGUGUGUUUACAUGCGCUUUAAUCUCUUGUGCAGGUGGUGACAGAGCCUCCCAACGGUCUCAAGCUGAACAUGAGAGCCACUUACUCUAAAAUCCCCCAUGGGACCUUUAAUGCAUGUCCACACCCAGCCUUCCGCAGCCUGGUGUAUGUACUGGCCUUCUUCCAUGCGGUUGUCCAAGAAAGACGCAAGUACGGGAAAAUCGGCUGGAACGUCCCGUACGACUUUAACGAGUCUGACUUCUUAGUAGGUGUUUUAUACUUUACAUCAAUCAAGUUGAACAAGAAGCUUAAAAUUCAGAUAUUGUUACUGUGCUCGACAGGUGUGUAUGGAGAUACUGAACACCUACCUCACUAAAGCUCACAAUCAAGGAGACGCCGAUAUUCCCUGGGGAAGUCUGAAGUACCUUAUUGGGGAGGUCAGACUGAAUUCAUCAUAUUGAAAAGAUCAUACGGUUAUUUUUUUUUGGUCUGGUUGAUGCUUUAAGCUCUUUUUAUUCGGACAAUGUGAACAUGUAGGUGAUGUAUGGCGGGCGAGCCAUCGACAGCUUCGACCGCAGGAUCCUGACUGUCUACAUGGAUGAAUACCUCGGCGACUUCUUGUUCUACACCUUUCGAGAGUUCCACUUCUUCAGCAACAAGGAUGUCGAUUACAAGAUCCCUCCAAACGGGCCAAAGACAACAUACCUCGGUCAAUUACUUUCAUUGUUUUUAUUCUUCCUUACAAAAAAAGGCGACUCUCUUAUCAGCUCUAUCCUGUUAUCCUUACAGAUGAGAUUGAGGCCCUGCCACUGGUAAACACACCAGAGGUAAUGGGACUUCACUCCAACGCAGAGAUCGGAUACUACACACAGGCAGCGAAAGACAUGUGGGCUCACCUCAUAGACCUGCAGCCUCAGACAGGUAACACCUCAGAAGAACAAGCUUCACACUGAUCUGAGAGCAAAUGAUCAACCAUGAAAGCAGUGUUUUCUAUUUUCUGUAGUGCCUUUGAAUCAUUGCGCCUCAUGCUUUUUGCCUCAAGUGUUUCCCUUCUCAUGUCCUUCAAAUGCUCUCCUAUUCCUCAGGGGAAUCUGGAGGAAGUGUCAGCAGGGACGAGUACAUUGGUCAGGUGGCACAAGACAUUCAGAACAAGCUGCCCGUGUUAUUCGACAUGGAUGUGAUCCUGAAACAGUUCGGCACAGACAUAUCCCCGACGUCAGUGGUGCUGCUUCAAGAAUUGGAGCGCUUUAACAAACUGGUGGUCCGCAUGCAGCGCUCUCUGGCUGAGCUGCAAAGGGUGAGAAAGAAGGAACCGGGAGAACCUGGUCUGGCACAGAGAUGGAUGACAACUGAGAGGGAGAGCACACAAUAAGACCCAUUCCCUGAUACCUGAUGAAAACUAACUCUUAACUUCAUGUCCUCUAGGCUUUGGCUGGUGAGGUUGGUAUGAGCAGUGAGUUGGAUGAAGUCGCUCGGGCUCUGUUUAACGGUCACAUCCCUGCCAUUUGGAAGAAAUUGGCACCUGACACUCUCAAGUCUCUCGGCAACUGGAUGGUCCAUUUCAGGAGACGCUUUGAACAGUAUAGUUACUGGGUAAAGACAGACACGCUAUCAAAGAUUAAUAUGAAUGUUACAAAAAGAAAAGGCAGCAGACACGAUGAGGAUACAUUUUCAUUUGUUUCAGGUGGACAAUGGAGAGCCGAAGGUCAUGUGGCUCUCAGGACUCCAUAUCCCAGAAUCUUACCUGACGGCUCUGGUCCAAGCAGCUUGUAGAAAAAACGGCUGGCCUCUAGAUCUUUCCACACUGUACACACAAGUGACCCAGCAUCGCCAUGAGGAUGAAAUCAGUGACAGACCUGGACAAGGUGCUGAAAUAAUCAUCUUUUGCUGCAUGGUUAGUAAUGAGCGAUAAAAACUGAUGAUGGUGUUUUUCCUCUGCAGGCUGCUUUGUGUCCGGUUUGUACCUGGAGGGCGCAGACUGGGAUGGAGAGAAAGGCUGCCUGGUGAAGAGUAAACCAAAAGCUCUGGUGGUUGAACUGCCCAUUCUCAAAGUCAUCCCUAUAGAGACACGCAGACUCAGGUUACAGGUGAGGAAAAUGGUUCUGCUGACCUCUCGAUCAUUUACUUUUAAGCAUUUUUUUCUUCACUCUUGUGUUUUUUGUGUGUGUGUUUUGUAUCACAGAAUACUCUGCGGACACCUGUGUACACCACAUCCUUACGGAGGAAUGCGAUGGGUGUGGGGUUGGUGUUUGAGGCCGACCUUUUCACCACUAUGCAUAUCUCACAUUGGGUGCUCCAGGGAGUGUGUUUAUGCCUCAACGCUGACUGA